CUGCAGCAGGCAUUCUGACACUGGGUGGGAAAUGACUAACUGCCACUGACGUCUCAAUGACACUAAUACAGUGAUCAGUGCUAAUAAAAAGCACUGACACUGUACUAAUUACACUGGGCAAGAAGGGGUUAACAUUUGGGGCGAUCAAAGGGUUAACUGUGUGCUAUUUAGCAUUAUGUGCUGUGUGUGUUUUACUAGGGAGACAUGCUGCUUUGUAUUUCUCUGCUGUGUAGAGAAAUACAAAGUAGCAUGUCCUUGCUUGCAGAACAGAGACCUGGUGCUGGUGGGAAAUCUCCGUCCGGGACCCUGU
Staurois parvus is the source of this 310-nucleotide messenger RNA. Lineage: Eukaryota; Metazoa; Chordata; Amphibia; Anura; Ranidae. The record is from the annotation of a GenBank genome assembly.